Schistosoma bovis is the source of this 895-nucleotide messenger RNA. The record is from the annotation of a GenBank genome assembly. NCBI's taxonomy places the organism in Eukaryota, Metazoa, Platyhelminthes, Trematoda, Strigeidida, Schistosomatidae.
AUGUGUGAAAAAUAUAAUGAGAUUCUAUACGGUGUUGGUUUCGGAAUCGACUAUUUCAGAAAGAUCAGUCCUCGUUUCCGUUUCAGGGGCAUCAAAAACUAUGAAUAUCGUGAAAGAUCUGGAAAGUAUGGUGAACUACCUAAAACUGGUGGUGAUAUAUUUGUUCAUGCAAAAUGUAAUGAUCAUGGCAUGUUGUUUGAUCUGGCAAAAUCCAUCAUUCAAAAUAUGCCGCGUGGAUGUGUGGAUAAAUUUGAAGAUAUUUACGGUUGGGUAUAUCGGGAUAGGCGUGAUUUGAGUGAAUUCGUUGAUGGCAAGGAGAAUCCUAAGUGUUUGGAUGAACGAGCAGAGGUGGCGAUCAACAAACGAACAGGUGGAAGUUACGCCAUUGUUCAGAAGUGGGUUCAUAAUAUGAGUUUGCUCCAGGAAACAGGUGAUGAGACAAAAGAAAAAUGGAUUGGUCGAACUCUGAAAGACAGCUUGGAGUUGAUAAGAAAACCGAAUACAUCACAUGUUGCCAGAAUGGUUGGAUCUGACGAGUUUAAAGCUAAGAAGAAACAUAAAAUUGUUCGGCAAGCUCAACCAUUUGGAACUUUAUCUGGAGGUGCUGGUCUCUUAUUCAUAGCAUACGCAGCAGAUACAAAGAAUUUCGAUUUCAUGUUGGAUCGAAUGACUGGUGAUAGUGAUGACAAGAUAAAUGAUAAUUUAAUGAUUUUCAGCCGAUGUGUUACAGGAAACUAUUGGUACUUUCCUGGUCUGCUUGAAUUUAACCUUCUAGUCCGUAAUCUACCAAUAAGAAUAUUGUUGUAACCAAGUGGAAUGUUGAUUCAGCUAUGUACAUUAUUUAUCUUUUCAGUUCAUUUCAAAUAUUUUGCACCAAAUGUAGUUUUACUAUUUA